This is a messenger RNA of Amaranthus tricolor (Joseph's coat), 1752 nucleotides long. RefSeq lists its product as uncharacterized. NCBI's taxonomy places the organism in Eukaryota, Viridiplantae, Streptophyta, Magnoliopsida, Caryophyllales, Amaranthaceae. The transcript is spliced from 4 exons. Bases 103 to 795 code for a protein of 230 amino acids. The record is from RefSeq and is a predicted model, not a curated record.
CUGAAUUUAUUUUCCUCUCUCAUUUAAAGCAUAGUAAGUGAAUAAACAAAUCAAAUUCGAAUUCUCCCGCCAUUGGAGUUGAGCUCUGAUUAGAACCAAACAAUGAAGGAAACUCAAACUCCUCGCAGCAAAGAAAUCUUCAACCGUCGUCACAAGGAUUCACCUUCUUCUAAAUCUUUUUCUGAACAACCAAAGAAGAAUCAGAAAAUUGCAAAGAGGAACUUAAAUGGAGAAUUCGCUUCAAUUUACGAAGAUUUUCCGGCUGAACCAGCGAUUGAAUCUCCAAUUCUCUCAACAAUUACUGAUGUCUCAAGUGAUAGCAAUCACAACGGAGAAUCAUUGGAUAGAUCCGGGAGUUCGGUAAUAGCAGAAAAUCAGUUAAUUGUUUUAUCAGAAGAGGCUUCCAGAUUGUCCGAUUGUACAACAACGUCGAAAAUCGCAACGAUUAAUGCUGAAUCUGUCAAUCUAUCAUUUGAUAGUCACAAAAGUUUCGACUUAAAAGGCUCGGUUGAGGUUGAUGUGAUUGUGAAUCUUCUUAAGCAAGCUAGAAAUGAAGUUGUUGGCUCGAAUGGUGUUUCUCCUUCAUCAAUGAAGCUUCUAGAUGCUCUAGUUGAAGCCACUGUGAGAGACCUUCAUACUUUUCCUGACCGAGGAGAUGCAAUCGAUGCGGUUCUUUCUAAUAAGCUUCGAAUUGUCGUCAUAUGCUUUGUGGUUUGGAUGAUUGGCAUGACUGCAAUCAUGAUUUGUCGUUCUAGCACUCACAACUCGUCUUCUCUCAAGUUUAUGCCUACCUGAGCUGUUAGGUUUAUAGUGGAAGGCAUGGAAGCGAUGCUUGGCAAGGCAUCCUGCAAUUUAUCUAGGCUGUGUCUGGAUGGAAGCUAUUUGCUGCGAAAUCAUAUUUGAGUCGAUGAAAUAUUUCUAGCUUUAUGUGGAAAGGAGUACGAAAUUUUAAGACGCAAAACAUUUGCCUUAGGAUUAGUCCAACCAAAAUUAAAGCAUGAAAUUUGAUCUUUUCAUGGUACAAGGUUGUCACUACUCACUAGUGUGUCAGUUCUAUCAUUUUGUAUGUCAUUUUUAAUAUUUACUGCUCUGGAAGUUCUGGUUGCUUGCAGUCUUUUACGGUUAAAAUUUUCGUAGUCAAAAUUGUAAACAUUGAUUUUUCAAAUUUCUUACCAUCAUUGUAUAUAGUAAAUUCAGCUGAUUAAAGCAAUAAUCAAGAAAUGUAUGAUAAAUGACAAACCAUAACCUUAUCAAAGAUGGUUUGUGGCCACUAAAACCUUCGACUCGAGAAAGAACAGUAAAUGAAAACCAAAGACUCAAGUGUCGAGACAUGUCAUAGGCACAACAAAAGCAGAAAGCAAGACUCUAGGAAAAAUAAGGCAAGUGUUAAAAAUAGGAAUAUAAGGUGAAGAAAUACAAAAAAAAAAAAAACAUAUAGGCACAAGCAAUAAUCAUGUCAAAGACAACUACCUACGGUCUAGGACACGGAUUUGUCAUCUCCAAUCAGCUCUAUCAUUAGUCAUGUCCUAAAAGAGAUACAACUUAUUCACAAUAAUUUCUAAUUUGCUCAUCCCUCAUUUUCUAAGGUCCACCAAGGCUUCUCUUUCCAUCAACUGUCCAUUCUUCUCACAAGUGCGUCGGCGAUUUUCCUUUGCACAUGUCCAAAUCAUCUUAAUUCUUUUUCACACUUUUUUGCAAAAAUGGGGACUUCCCUUUUGCCUUUUUCUCUGAAAACCCGACUUCUAAUUUUAU